AGACAUUAAUGACUUCACUCUAACUUUAAACAUGUUAUAUUUGACAUCAGCUGAGAUCAAAUCAAAUUUAUCCAAAAUAAUUGUCUUUGUUUCAGUCUUUAUUUUUCAUUAAAAUAAUCCUGAUUUUAUAUUUAAUUCUUUCUAUUCCACUGUUUUGAUUUAAAAAACAAUCUCUUGUUCUUGUCUUCAGCACCUCGGACAGCGACCUCCCUGAUAGGCUGCAGCGCCUCCGCGGCCAAUGGCAGCAACAGCAGCAGCAGCAGCAGCCGCAGCAGCAGCCGCAGCCCUCCCGCCGCAGCCAAUCAGAGGGCGACGUUCUUCUCCCGCAUCCAACCCGAAUAACUGCGGAUGCCCGUAUGAAGCCGCAUCUAUUUUUGGACGACGUCGUGGCCAUUUUCCUGCCCAGCUCUUCUCCUCCACGGCGUUUCCAUGUGCCGUGACCUGUGUCUGCUGGAUCUGCAGCAGCUUCGUCACGUCACUACAGCGGAGACACGUCGACGACCGUGUAGAUUCUUUCACACCUCAAUGGAAGACGUCUUCCCGCGGUCGGGAGUCGAACUCACCCCGCGGUCGUCCGGCAUCGGCGUCGACGUCGACGAGCGGAGGACUUCUGUGUGCAUGAGUAUUUGAAAAGGAAAGAAAGACCGAAAGCAGGAGCUCCCGUCGGUCUUCACCGCUGGAGGUCUUCAUCGUCAGGGUCCGAUCCGUUUCACGGCCUGGACCCCGUGUGUGUGUGGAAACCAGCGAGCCGAACCGGUGGAAAGCUCGGUGCCAUUCAUGGAUCUCACCGAGAGAAACACAUGAUAUGAAGGUUUGACCUCCUCCUGAAGUGACGCUCUGAUCUCCUCACUCCAUCACAAGAGCUUCCCCUCAAACGUCUCCUCACUCCACGCUGUCGCCGUCCUUAGAAAGGCAUCAUGGGUACGGUGUUGUCAUUGUCCCCCAGCUACCGGAAGGCGGCGCUGUUCGAGGAUGGCCCGGCCACUGUGGGCCACUACACCGCCGUCCAGAACAGCAAGAACGCCAAGGACGCCGCCGCCGCCGCCAAGUCCCUGAAGCGGCCUUCCAUCAUCAACGCGCUGCCCUGGAAGAGGAUCGUUGCCGUGUCAGCGAAGAGGAAGGGCUCCAAGAAGCUGCAGUCGGACGGUGGCGACGGCGGCAAAGGCAGCUCACCGGACGGUCACGCCACCGCGGACUCCGCCUCCAACAGCCUGAAGCUGAAGAAAUCUCAGUCCUGCGCCAACCUCUCCUCCUUCACGUCCAGCCAGGACCCCUCGGCCACCACCACCACCACCAGCACCUCCACCACCUCGGCCCACCUGCCCACCUCCAAGACCCUGGCUAAUGUAGCCACUGUCGCUGUCAAAAAGAACUCCCUCACUGGGUCUGUGCUCCAGCCGUCCACUGCAGCGGGCACGCCCAAACGGGUCAUAGUGCAGGCCUCCACCAGUGAGCUGAUGCGGAGCCUGGGGGAGUUCCUCUGCCGCCGCUGCUAUCGUCUGAAGCGUCUGUCUCCCACAGACCCGGUCCUGUGGUUGCGCAGCGUGGACCGCUCCCUCCUCCUGCAGGGCUGGCAGGACCAGGGCUUCAUCACUCCGGCCAACGUGGUCUUUCUCUACAUGCUGUGUCGUGACGUGGUCUCUGCCGAGGUGGCGUCGGAGCGGGAGCUGCAGGCCUCGCUGCUCACCUGCCUCUACCUGUCCUACUCCUACAUGGGCAACGAGAUCUCCUACCCGCUCAAGCCCUUCCUGGUGGAGACGGAGAAGGAGGCCUUCUGGGACCGCUGCUUGGAGAUCAUCAACCGCAUGAGCGCCAAGAUGCUGCAGAUCAACACCGACCCGCACUUCUUCACCCAAGUCUUUGCUGACCUGAAGAACGAGAGCAAGAAGGAGGAGGAGAAGACCAAACUCCUCAUAGGUCUGGAUCGAUAGGAAGGAGGCGCCGGAGGCCGGAGGCCGGAGGAGGGCACGCUGGGGUCGGACCUUAGUUUGAGCAUCGAUGUUGCUACUUUAAAAAUGUUAGUUCAUGAAAUAUUUCAAUUUCUUAUUUUUAACCCAGAACAAAGUUUUAUGGUUGGAGCCAAACACGAGGGUGAGAAAGAAGAAGCUUUAAAGAUCCACGAGGUUUGAACAACUGAAUAUAUUGGUGAGAAAUAGAAAUAUAAAAUAUAAAAUAUAAAAUAUAAAAUAUAUCCUGUGAAGACAUUCAGACCUG
Molecule: messenger RNA, 2214 nt
Organism: Cynoglossus semilaevis (tongue sole)
Lineage: Eukaryota; Metazoa; Chordata; Actinopteri; Pleuronectiformes; Cynoglossidae
Product: cyclin-dependent kinase 5 activator 1-like
Exons: 3
Coding region: 918-1931 (337 amino acids)
Biological process (GO): brain development; axon guidance
Cellular component (GO): growth cone; cytoplasm; protein kinase 5 complex
Molecular function (GO): cyclin-dependent protein serine/threonine kinase activator activity; protein kinase binding
Source: RefSeq, a predicted model, not a curated record